Messenger RNA from Baudoinia panamericana UAMH 10762, 602 nucleotides. RefSeq lists its product as uncharacterized. Lineage: Eukaryota; Fungi; Ascomycota; Dothideomycetes; Mycosphaerellales; Teratosphaeriaceae. The transcript has 2 exons. The record is from RefSeq and is a predicted model, not a curated record. The coding region runs from base 131 to 295 and encodes 54 amino acids.
GUCGAUCUCCUCGCUAUCUCGCGGGUGUGGCAGACUGUCGCUACUAGUUUCGACCUUGAUAUGAACGUCUAGAUUUGGCCCUUAUCCUUCACAAAAUUCCAGAGCCAUCCGGCAAGCUGAGUGCUCGAUCAUGGCUCUGCUAACAACGCUCGACGUUGAGGCGCUUCUUCGUGAGACGCUCCAGAUUGAACUGUCCAAUCACUCGAGAGAUCUGGACCAGGCUUGUCCCCUCUGCACGGUUGCAAUUGGUUGGGACGAAGUGCUGAAGAGUCUACGGAGACUGUGCCAGCGAUGAAUGGGCGUCGUUGUGCCUUAUCUCUGCGGUCUGCCCAAAGCGGAAACGCCCAUCCUCUAGCCGCUCCCUGUGCUGAUAAGAGCUCUGCAUGAGAAUUCUACAAGAUGCUGAGGCGGGCCAGAGUCUCACGAGCAUUUCCAUUUCCGCGGCAUCGUUUGCUUGCAUCUCAUGUGCCUCGAAGAGGUGAUACACCUCCUUGGACACUUGCUGGGCAUCUGCGGCGCAGACUUGGAGACUUGCUUCUGCGAUACCCUUGGCGGCUUAAUGUCGGCAGAUAGACCCCUCCAUGGCGCGUCCCUUGUUCAGC